Saccostrea echinata is the source of this 1597-nucleotide messenger RNA. RefSeq lists its product as uncharacterized. The record is from RefSeq and is a predicted model, not a curated record. The annotation marks the transcript as partial. The transcript is spliced from 7 exons. NCBI's taxonomy places the organism in Eukaryota, Metazoa, Mollusca, Bivalvia, Ostreida, Ostreidae.
CAUGUGUUUACCAAAAUGAUUUUGUGGCUAAUUGAGUUUUUACCCUACCUUUGGGUAGUGACAGUCCCAGUUUAUGGUUCAUUCUGUGGAAUUGAUCUUAUUUUAAGAAUAUCUAUUCUCUUGUUCAUUUAUGUCAUUGCAGGAGAAAUGGUACCAAAAUCGUUGCAUUCAGUGGUUCCAUAUCUGAGCUUUGGAUUAUGGGUUUUAAUUGUGUACUAUGUGCCUAUCAACCUGAUUCCUUGGCCAGUUAUCUGGUUGUAUGAUAAGUUACUAUGGAUAACUGGUCCAGUGCUGAUGAUUACAGAAAUUGUCCUUGCUCUUAAUUUCCAAAUGAGGUGUAGCCAGCGUGUUUGUGUCAGGAUACAAGAAGACGAUUCAUCUUUAUUUAAGCUAAUCAUCAUUUUAUUUUCUGCUGGCUGUUAUGCACUAAUGGCAUCCUUUCUGUAUGAGAUUUAUUCUACUGGCUCCACAACUCAUUAUUUACUGAUGUUCUUAGUGCUGAUUAUGUGUGUAGCGGUACACAACAUGAUGUGGAUGUCCCAGGAUGGAAUCCUAUGUGAUGCAGCUUUCACUUGUAUGUGUACAGUGUGUAUUCUUUAUGCCAUGAAGGAGGAGACAACUCUCAUCAACUCACCUCUUAAGACUCCAUCAACCUGGUUUCAGUAUGAUCCCAAACAGUCUAUGUUUCAUCUGGGACUGUUCAUCUUCAAUAGCACAGUUGAUAGUGCAGGCCUGGCCAUUGGAUUUCUUAUGAAGUUUUUGCGUCCAUUUUUCCUGUUGACUCUGGGUGUUCGUCUUUAUAGCAUUCUGUAUAUUAUAGAAUCCAUGAAUAGAAUAGAUGAACUGCAGCGCGAAUACUCAUGGGAUACUUAUGAAUACCUGGAUGAAGAAAUAACACCCUGGAAAUCUCCUCUGACCAUGAAGUUGGCAGUAGUGUUCAUGUUCACACAAAUGACCAGCAACUUGUUCUACGAGAGUCAAGGUGUAACAAUUCUAAACACAUUCCCAUUUAACCUGGUGAGGAAUUUUUAUCCCAAAGACAUCAUAUUUGGUAGAGUUGUGCAAAUGAUUGCUGCAAACUGUUUCUACAUCUGGAGAUUAUCCAAUGAAAGGGCAGAGUGGAGCAACUAGUUCUCAUGAAGUGAUAUGAUUGGUGUAAAUUGUCUUUACAUUCAGAGAAUAGCCAAUCAAAAGGCAGAGUGAAACUACUGGAUCUCAUGGAAUGGAAUGAUUGGUUUCUACAUCUAAAGACUAUCAAUGAUAUGACAUAGAGGAAUGACUGUUUUAUUCAAGAUUAGAAUAAAAGAUGUAAACUUUUGUGUAUUGAAAGAUUAUGCAAUGAAAGAAUAGUUAGAGUGCAGAGCUGGUUCUGUUAGGAGUAAAAUGAUUUGGUGUGAGCUUUUAAACAAUUACUGAAGGGGAGUGAUAGGUUCUAAUUAAAUGAGUUGGUUUCUUUGAUAUAGAUUUUCCAAUAUUGCUUUGCCAUUAAAUCCACAUAUCAUUUUGAUUAUGACCAAGUGCAUAGAAUUCCAGUUUGAUUUGUUUAUAUGUGAAGAAAGCAAGAAGAGAAUGUGCUAUUUUUGAUAAGUUCUGUGAG